Messenger RNA from Suillus plorans, 417 nucleotides. Its product is annotated as hydrophobin. Bases 1 to 417 code for a protein of 138 amino acids. Gene Ontology annotation, cellular component: fungal-type cell wall. Gene Ontology annotation, molecular function: structural constituent of cell wall. NCBI's taxonomy places the organism in Eukaryota, Fungi, Basidiomycota, Agaricomycetes, Boletales, Suillaceae. The transcript is spliced from 3 exons. The record is from RefSeq and is a predicted model, not a curated record.
AUGAGGUUCGCGUCUGUCCUUGCUCUUGCCGUGGCCGCUACUGUCGUAAGCGCGGAGACCAAUGCUGAAAGAAUGGCGCGCGGUCUUCCCCCUAUGGCCCCCGCUCGUCGCGCCACGCCCGUUGAGGGCGCCAAACGCACCACCCCCUCCGGAGGUGGUGGCCAGUGCAACACUGGCUCUACCCAGUGUUGCGAUUCUGUUACAAAGUCUGGCUAUGGCUCCUCCCUCGACGACUUGUUGUCUCUCAUGAGCAUUGACGUCCCUCAUAAUACCCCUUGUGGUCAAAACUGCUCCCCCAUCAGUGGUUUCGGGGGUGGCAAGGGCGCUAACUGCAACCAACAACCUGUUUGCUGUGAGGACAAUUCUUACAAUGGCCUCGUAAAUAUUGGUUGCUCGCCCUGUACGUUUGUUUCCUGA